Messenger RNA from Mesorhabditis belari, 426 nucleotides. Lineage: Eukaryota; Metazoa; Nematoda; Chromadorea; Rhabditida; Rhabditidae. The record is from the annotation of a GenBank genome assembly.
AUGUGUCAGAUGGAGGCGCAGAAGAAGAACAAGGAAGAGAGCAACUCGGUGAAACAGGUAUUAGACUUGGGUGAUCGGACUGUGGUAACGGGUGUGGUGGAUCGAUUGUCGAGUGGAAGUCACCGAUUCGCAUCGAUGGAUCCGAUUGUGAGGGCGCUGUGCAGGGCAGCGAAGCAGGAAAAACAAUGGGAUGAUCUUAAAGAGGUAGAGGAAUACGACGAAGACGAUUGGGAGGAUGAGCGUCGUGAAGCCGCUUGGAGACGUGUUUUCAACGAGAAUGACACCAUCGAAAAUCUCAGAGCAACAAAAGCAGCCAGACAGCAUCGACGUGAGGCUGAGGCAUGCGCUCGAGCCGCUGCAGCUACCGGUGACUGCUUUGCGCCACAAUGGGUCGGCGAUGUGCAGCUGCAAUUCUUCAUCGAACUC